GUCCAUGAAAUUUUAAAUUUAAAGUACCACAUUCACCACACUAGCAUUGACCAGAUCAAUUGCUCAAUGCACAUAAAUAUUCAUUAUUUGAUUUAUCUGCUCUAUAUGAGUGCUGCCAUUUGCUAAGUUUUCAAACAAGAAACAACAAAAAAAACAAAUUCCAUGAUGGCUUUCGAUAUUGUUCUUGAGCUUGUGCUCAUCCCUCUGUCCCUGUUAAUCUUUCUCUACUUUGGUGUGAUGUGGAGAUGCAGCACCUCUUUGUUAACCAAUUGGCCCUUGGUGGGAAUGCUGCCUAGCGCGCUUAAGAAUGCUCACAGAGUGCACGACUUUGCUACAUGCAUUCUCCAGAAAAGCCACCAGACGUUUCAGUUCAUCGGGCCUAGUCUGGCUAACAUGAAUUUGCUUGUUACUUGUGAUCCUGAUAACAUCAACUACAUUCUGAGCAAGAAUUUCAAGAAUUACCCGAAAGGCCCCGAGUUCAGCAAGAUUUUUGAUAUACUUGGAGAGGGGAUGUUUAGUUCUGAUGGGCCUCUUUGGGAGGCUCAUCAUAAAAUUACCAUGUCACUUUUCAGUCAUGCAGAGUUUGAUCAGAUUUUGCAAAUGCAGGCCAGGGGAAAAGUGGAGAAAGGGCUGAUUUCGCUGCUUGAUCACGCGUCUAAACGUAAAAUUGAGGUGGAUCUGCAUGACAUAUUUCAGAGGCUCAAUUUUGAUAUUAUUUGUUCCUUGCUUUUAGACCAUGGUCCUCAGACUCAGAGCCUCUCCCUUGAUUUGCCUCAUAUGCCUAUCCAUACAGGUAUCGUAAAUGUUCAAGAAGCGGUGUUUUAUAGACAUGUGUUUCCUGAAACCAUCUGGAAGCUGCAAAGUUGGAUGGGAUUUGGGAAAGAAAAGAGUCUAAGCAAAGCUUGGGAAGACAUUGAUGAAUUCAUAUAUCAAUGCAUAUCCAGGAAGCGUCUGUCUCUGUCUGCAGCGGAGGAUAAUAAACUCGAUCUCUUAAAAGCUUACAUGGAAUUUGCUUAUAAGGAAAAGCCUAAAAAUCCUGAAAAUUUUUUAAGGGACACUCUGUUUAGUCUACUACUUGGUGGGAGAGAUACCACCAGUAUAGCUCUUUCUUGGUUCUUUUGGCUACUCUCAAAAAACCCUUUGGUGGAGUCCAAGAUUUUAGAAGAGAUCAAAACAAAUUUGCAUAUAAAAGAAGUAAAAAGUUGGAUGCUAUUUAACAAAAGGGGAGAGUUGCAGAAACUGGUCUAUCUGCACGGAGCUUUGUGCGAGGCUUUAAGACUCUACCCUUCCCUUCCUCUGAAUCACAAGUCUCCAGCACACCCGGACAUUCUUCCAAGUGGCCAUCGCGUGGAGAAGGACUCAAAAAUCAUAUUGUGUUUCUAUGCCAUGGGAAGAAUGGAGAGCAUAUGGGGAAAAGAUUGUUUGGAGUUCAAGCCCGAGAGAUGGAUAACUGAACGAGGAGGCCUUAAGCAUCAGCCUUCACACAAGUUUAUCGCUUUUAAUGCAGGGCCUAGGCUCUGUUUAGGGAGGGAAAUGGCGUUUACUGUAAUGAAGAUCAUCGCGACGACAGUCAUACAUGAUUACACCAUUCAGGUGGUUGAAAAUCAUCCGGUUGUCCCAAGUGAUUCUGUGGUUCUGGACAUGAAAUAUGGCUUAAAAGUCAGGGUAUGCAGAAGAAAUGCAUGCAUGCCUGGUUCUCUAGAAUGAAGAGAGUGGUUCAUAUAUUUCAAAUCAGUUGUUGCAUAGUUGUCUGUAUUUCAAAUAAUUUGUAAUGGAACACAUGGCUAUAUAUGGUGC
This is a messenger RNA of Daucus carota subsp. sativus, 1797 nucleotides long. Its product is annotated as alkane hydroxylase MAH1-like. The record is from RefSeq and is a predicted model, not a curated record. Bases 163 to 1707 code for a protein of 514 amino acids. The transcript has a single exon. Gene Ontology annotation, molecular function: heme binding; monooxygenase activity; iron ion binding. Lineage: Eukaryota; Viridiplantae; Streptophyta; Magnoliopsida; Apiales; Apiaceae.